Molecule: messenger RNA, 3889 nt
Organism: Pseudo-nitzschia multistriata
Lineage: Eukaryota; Bacillariophyta; Bacillariophyceae; Bacillariales; Bacillariaceae
Source: the annotation of a GenBank genome assembly
UAAGGGCCUCGCCGUGAUUCAGGGUGCAAAGAUGGCGGGAGCAUCUAGAAUCAUCGCGAUCGAUAUCAAUCCGGACAAGUUUGUGAUUGCUAAAAAGUUGGGAGCUACCGAUUGUGUAGAUCCAAAAACACUUGGUGAUGUGUCCGUUCAGAAACACAUUGCUGGAACUAUGACUGAGUGGGGUGUUGACUACAGUUUUGAUUGCACCGGAAAUGGUACGUGGCACGUAACCUCGUCUUUUAUCAGUUGUAGAUUUUGAAAUGCAUUUUGAUCACUUAUCAACCGUAUCGCACCGAACUUCGAACCAUCGUAAAAUCGAUACUUUUCAACGCUACUUCAAGUGGAUGUGAUGCGAAGUGCACUAGAGUGUGCCCACCGUGGAUGGGGAGUGUCGUGUAUCAUUGGUGUUGCUGCAUCUGGCCAUGAAAUCAGCACUCGACCAUUCCAACUUGUUACCGGCAGAGUAUGGAAAGGAACUGCGUUUGGAGGAUUCAAAAGCCGCACCGAUGUCCCCAAGCUCGUUCAAAGAAUGCUCAUUGGGACCCUCAACGUUGACCAUUUCAUUACGCAUAAAUUUGAUGGAGUUGGAGGAACGAAUGCAGCAGUCGAAGCUCUUCACUCAGGAGAAUGCCUACGCGCCGUUGUGAACUACUGAGAGAAGAUAGUCCCAUGAUUCCAUAUUGAUUGUACGACCAUGCGAUCCUUCAAAGAACAGUACGACAAUGUGAUCCUUUAAUGAAAAAGGCAAGAUUAUUUGCUGCUUGCUCGCUUUAUAGAGAGUAGAUAGGUCUCUUCUAGAAAUAGUUAUGAUUUUCCCUUUCAUUUUAGAUUGAAGAACAUAUUAUUUAAUCAAGCGCUCAAGAUAGCCAUAAUCGCAUGUGCAAAGCUAAAGAGGAGCACAUCUCGUGCGUACGCAUCAGUAUUGAGGACUACGAGUGACCGUUUGCUGAUAUUUAUCCACGACUCGAGUUUUAAGAUUUACUGAGCCAUCAAUCUUGAUGAAAAGACAAGACAGAUUGAAAUUGACGAACGAUGAACGUACUCGAACCGUUUGUAACAACGCGGUAAUUGACACGUUAAUUUGAGGGUCGACGAGCAAGUCUAGUCUGAUUACUAGUUCCCUUCCGCAUCGCUUUCUGUUUUUGUUGCAUGUCAUUAGUUCGACGCAAUAGUGUGGGGGUAGAUGAUCGCAACAAUUUUCUACCGACUCCUGCAUCCUUUUCUUUGACAGAUCCGCACUAAGGACAUUCACCAUACUGUAACUCACAUCCAUCGAUCUUGGCCCACUUGGUAGAAAACUUUUCCUCGACACGUACACAUUGAUUACUGCCAUUUGCAUCAUACCCUAUACCCAAACUUUCAAUGAUUUUGCUGACUAUGGGCUAUCGUUGCUUCCUUAGGAUAUCCAUUGCAAUUGGUGUGGUUUGUGUCUCCUCGACUUUUGGAUUUAUAAGCGAUCUCUCGACAAAGCAUCACCAGGGGUGUCAUCACAAACGGUGGCAAGACGUCAGCAAACAAUUCUACCCUAGCGUUUCGCUGAGUGCAGAAAUCGGUGUCGGAAUCGAUCUUGGAACGACGAAUUCUGCGGUAGCCUUUCUCGACGACGACAACGAACCCCUCAUCAUCGAAAUCCCCAAAAAUGGUAGAACCGUGAAGUCAAUCGUUGCAUUCAAUGAAAAAUCCGAACCUCUCGUUGGCAACGAGGCCCUCGAUUGGGAGCUUCAGCACAAAGAGACAGCCUAUCGGCAUGUCAAACGAGUUAUUGGGACUAGCUUCAACAACCUUUCAGACGAGACGAGACAAGUAGUCCCCCACUUGGUGCCCGAUAGUUGCGGUGCGGAAGAUUACGGUGACAACGGUGGCAGAAAAGGAAAGGGAAAAAAAUCCAAGAAAAAGAAGAAAGGACCUUCCCUAUUGAAAAUACUGGAUGAUGCCGAUAAAUACCCAACGAAACUAUUUUAUCAGAAUGGCAGCGACGAGCCAGAUAGAGCGCAACUUUCUCCCGAGGAAAUUUCUUCUUGUGUGUUACAGCGUUUGCUUAGCGUCGCCGCAGAACAUACCGGGGAUUCCAUUACCAGAGCCGUGAUCGGCAUACCUGCCUACUUUAAUGAUGCACAGAAAGAAGCUACCGUCCGAGCCGCGAAAGCCAGUGGCAUCGAGAAAGUGAAACUGUUGAAAGAACCCGAGGCGGCCGCACUAGCCUAUGGCUUCGGAAAAGACAAUGGUGACGAGGAAGAACUAGUUCUAGUCUUCGAUCUGGGGGGUGGAACAUACGACGUCAGCGUAUUAACGGUCGGAAGGGGAUUGACAGAAAUUGUAUGUACUUCGGGCAAUGCACAACUGGGGGGCACGAAUUUUGACAGAAGGAUUGCAAACCAUUUGUCGAAAUGGAUAAAUAACUGUUGCACUUCAGAAGACUCUGGCAAGGCAAUGGUAUUGAAAGCUGCGGAAGCUAUACGGAUAUCUCUCAGCAACAAUCGCGCAGUCAAUUUGGCCCUUCCAAUGACCGAAGAUGGUUGGCUAGAGCUGGGGGACGKGUUUGAAGUUGUUGUGAAUCCAUCCGAAACGGACGGUCUCUCGKAGGCAGACUUUGCGGCUGGCGAUMAGAGAAACGCAACGCACAGUUUUCACCAGUUCUCUCGGAGAGAAUUUGAAAAGCUGUGCGCGAAGGAAUUCCAGGAUCUCAUUCGGCCGAUUCGCGAGGUCGCAAUCAUGGCCGGAGCAAUGCUACCAGGAGACACCAGACCGAGCGUUGCGGAAUCCGCCAUCGAGAGAGAAAAAGAGCUGGCGGAACUCGAAAAUUUUUACUACGAGGAAGAGCUCGACAGCGCGACCGAACCCCCACCGCAGCAACUGCAAGCGGCGAACGAUUUCGCCAUCGACGUUCGAUCGUCGAAAAAGGCACAGCAAAAAGGACGGAAGAAGGCCCGCGAGGUGGCCAAGCGAGAACGCAAGUACCGCGAGGAGUCCCGAAAGGCACUGAAAACACAGACGGACAACAACGUCAAGGUCCGUGCCGACGGGAUCUCCGGCAGACCGAUCUCGCGGAUCGUCCUGGUGGGCGGUGCGACGCGGAUGCCAACGAUCGGCCGCAUCCUUUCGUCCCUCACGGGCGUCACCCCCCAGCGGACCGUCGAUCCGGACGAGGCCGUCGCUCUGGGUUGCGCCGUUCACGUGGGAGUCCUAGACGGAAAGGAAGAAAUGGGGGUCGUGCUGAAUCCGAUGAAGGCCGCCUUGAUGAAGGCCGUUAUCGACAAAGAACGAAGGGAGGGCAGAAUCACCGACUUCGAAGACGAUGACGAAGAAUUCACCGAGGUUGAAAUUUUGGAAUUUUAACAACUAGGUUGAUUAAGAAGAAUAGAAGACGAGCAAUGAUUGUGUUGCUCCCUGUGCAUCCCGUCAAAAAUAGUUCCGGGUAGUUCUAAUGGUAAUGCAACAGCAUUCCCCAUUGUCACGAAUAUUCUCGUUGUUAAGAACGACACUAGGAUCCAGGAAAGAUAUUCACGACAACUGCUGAGUUGUGCUUAUGGCAAUACUAAUGGUAUUCCAAUUCCAAUAAUAAGGAGGAUGGUAGUACCACAACUAAUUGUGUUUUUCAAUAUUUUAUGAGAAGCGAACAGCUUGUCAUUUAAUGGGAGGAUGGAGUCAUGCUAAUUUCUUAGAGAGGUGAAAUGAUACAAGAAGUCAAAACCUUAAAACUAUAUGAAAAUUCAACAGAGAGAAGAAUGUUUGCCUGGUGAUUUGUUCUUACCAUUAUAAGUGUGAGGAGCAGAAGAAGUAAUAGUAGUACAAAGAAGGUGCUUACUAUACUGUGGCGCAGUACACUGGUAAGACUACUACUAUGUACUCGUCGAAAUGGCAACAAGAAGAACAAAUAGUAUCAAAGCUA